UAAUUCACCUACUUGAUUAUUCCUCUACCUUACUAUCUUCUUAUACCUUAUACCUUUUUGUAUAGUUGCCAACCUUUUCUGGCAUAUCUAAGGACGUUGCCGUUUCUCCACGCGCAAGUCUUCCACAUUGAUACAUACAUAUACAUAUAUUACUUACAUACCGACCGACCGACAGUCCUACAUAUUGUACCUACAUCGUCGUUUCAACGAUACACACCGAGCCUGUAUCUCUCUAGGGGGCGAUGUUCUUCUCCAUUUCUCUUCUUUGAUGGCGCUCCCUUAUUGACCUAAGCUGCGUGGACCGGCGAGAGAGCGACCAUGACGCGGGAUGACGGCCGCAUCACCUCCUUCGCGAGUUCCAGCAGCGGACACUCCAACAUUACCGUGAAGCCUUCUGCUCCUAGUCGUUCAGUUUCUGUCUCCUCAGCCUCGACUAAAGCUACCCCAAGACCUAUAAAGACGAGCGACCAUGGCAAAUUCAGACAGUUUAAAGAAGACGCCCCAGUCUCACCAACGGCGUCCGGUCAUCGCAUUGCUUUGUCACCAUCUUCGACCGCGUCCAGUAGCUCCCUCCUCGAUACCCGUCGUAUGAGUGAUUUGACCAACUAUCGCCGCGACCUUGCCGUACUUGAUCCAUCUGGUGGUCGCAUCCCACAAAUCCAACGAGAUCCUCCGAUGACUAGUCCGAAUUCCCAGCAAAAUAUGCCUCCAUGGAUGUCUGUUAACAGCGGCGCAGCUGCCUCCCCGACCGGAUUUGGAACGAGUUUUUACAACGAUUCGAGCGAUAACGUCUCAACCACCUCACAAUUAUCACCUGCUCUUCGAAUGGCCCCUUCACGGCCUCAAGCAGCGUCGAGCACCGAUUCACCCGAUGGGGCAUAUUUCACCGAUGACAGACGGCCAUCGGCAGCCAGCGUGACGACGGCUAGUAGCCAAGGUUCUAAGAACAGUGGUAGCAGGGGCGGAUUUAAGAAGCUACAGGGGUUCUUCGGGGAGGAUUUCCCUGGUCGCGAUUCAUCCGACAUCAGCCUACCACAACCUCCGCUUACCCAAGGCCAGGUGAAGGAACAACGGUCUUACUCCUUCAACAGACCGCGUCGAGGCCGAAAUGAUUCCAAUGCUACUGACCAUACUAGAGAGCCAUCGCCAUCCUCCUCCCGACCACGAACACCAGUACCAUCAAGCGACGUAGUCCCAUUUUUAUAUCAGGAAGUCAACGAUAUCGCUAAAUACGGCGAGGCUCCAGUUCGCGACGCGCUUGCCGGACCGGACAGAGAGCGUUAUACGCAGGAAAACCCCAGCCAGAUACCGCCGAAAACUUCGUCGUCCUCUCGCUCUCAACACUCCAUCGUCCAUAUGCACGGCCACCACCGCCACCAUAAGAGCAGCGAUGAUCCUAAUUCGUUACGGCCGGUAGUCAGUCGUGAGGACUCAGCCUUGAGUGUUCAUAACAUGAAAGACAGAACGGGGACCGCAAUUUCUGCGGCGCGAUCGCGAGCUCAGAGCCCCACACCAAGCAGCAAUAGCAAUGGCAGUAGACUCGCGUCUAUCGAUGGCCAAACAUCGCCUGGUGGUCCCAAUAAACGAAACUUUCUCGAUCGCCUACGACGACACAAGCACCACAAGGACGACGCGCAGUCCUCUCGUUUAAGAGGCCUGCCUAGUUCUACUCGCUCUCUAGCAACUUCGUCGUCGAGGCAGGAUUUGUUGAAGGGGAUGCAGUCGCCUUACGACAAACCUCUACCUACUCCUUCCGAACCCGCCCCGCCUCCAUCUCGCCCAGGUAAUCCUCGACAAGCGACUUUCAAUAAUAAAUUUCCCUUCUCUAAGAAGGGCCGUCCGCAUAAGUUCCACGAUGACUUCGACGAACACAUAGGUCCGACCGAGAGGAAUGAUAAGGGCAUGGUAUUUCACCUCGAUACGAACCUUAGCGAUAUGGAGGGGAUCCUAGCUCAACCUCCACCGUUGACGCCUAUGGAGCCGUCGGACUUGCUAGCUGACAUGGAAUUCCUUGAACCAGCUGUCCAACAAGCCAAAGGAGGAAAUGGAGUAUGGAAUGCGCCGGACAGCUGGGCUGUCCGUCGCACUGCAGAGGAGCGGGAAGCUCACGUCCCCGAAGUCGACGAUGUUGGAACGCCACCUCGACCGGAAGAAAAAUUGAGUCCUCACUGCAUCAGAGUGUUCCGUGCCGAUGGCACUUUUGCUACCGUGCAAAUGCCCUUGAACUCGACUGUGCACGAUGUUAUGAUGCAAGUCAUUAAGAAGACUCGUGUUACCGAGGGUCAUAAUUACCAUAUAGUAUUGAGGAAGCAUGACUUGUCUCGGGUCUUAGCGGCUCCGGAGAAGCCUCUUCUGAUUCAAAAGCGACUUCUCCAACAAGUGGGAUAUGAAGAGAAAGAUCGUCUAGAGGAUAUUGGCCGCGAGGAUAACGGUUACCUAUGCCGUUUCUUAUUUUUGUCGGCCAGGGACAACCAUUUUACAAUGACUCCUCAGGACCUUGGACUUGGUAGGGCUACGAAGUUUAAUCAUGUUGAUCUCUCUGGACGGAAUUUGAUUACGAUCCCUAUAACGCUCUACUCCAAGACCAACGACAUCAUAUCGUUAAAUCUUUCAAGAAAUCUUUCUCUCGACCUCCCGCGAGACUUUGUCACGUCGUGUCCGCAGUUGCGCGAUAUCAAAUAUUCCAACAACGAAGCUCGGAAAUUACCCAUCAGCAUCGGGAAGGCAUGUCGGCUUACGUACCUUGACGUGUCGAACAACCGAUUAGAAGAGUUGGAACAUGCCGAGCUUAGCAACCUGACGGGUUUAUUGAAGUUAAGCUUAGCAAACAAUCGCCUGAACCGCCUUCCUCAAGACUUCGGCGCUUUUAGGGCUCUUCGCUCCUUGAAUCUAUCCUCGAAUUUCUUAGAUAAAUUCCCGGCCUUCUUAGGUGAUCUGGAGAGUCUAAUUGACAUCGACAUUAGUUUUAAUUCUAUCGCCUCCCUCCCCGAUGAUUUUGGCAAGCUUCGAAACCUCGAAAAAUUUGUCAUGACUAAUAAUCGACUCGCGGGAUCGUUGCCAGACGCCUUGUGCGAAUUGACAAGCCUUCGCGAAUUGGAUAUAAAAUACAAUACGCUCACUGCGAUCGAUGUUGUCUCCGAGCUUCCUAAGCUGGAAAUAUUGUCCGCGGACCACAAUAUGAUAUCUCAAUUUGUUGGCAGCUUUGAACGAGUUCGCCUUCUCAAACUAAAUUCUAAUCCUAUCACCAAGUUCGAAAUCACAAGCCCUAUGCCGACUCUAAAGAUGCUAAACUUGUCAAACGCUCAACUUGCCAGCAUAGACGGUUCAUUCAACAACAUGGUCAAUUUGGAAAGACUUGUCUUGGACCGAAAUUACUUCGUUUCUCUUCCCAAUACGAUCGGCAACCUGAGAAGACUGGAGCAUUUCAGCAUAGCUCAUAACUCUGUGGGUGAACUGCCUUCGGAAAUCGGAUGCUUGAAUGAAUUGAAACUACUGGAUGUUAGAGGGAACAACAUUAGGAAGUUGCCCAUGGACCUAUGGUGGGCGAACAAGUUGGAGACGCUGAACGCCUCGUCGAAUGUUCUGGAGAAUUUCCCCAAACCUGCAUCCCGUCCGCCACAAAUGCCUGGCGAGUCCUCGGGAUCUCCGGCCCCUAUUAACAAAGCUCCAAGUGGACCGCUAUCCCAAACAUCCAGCUCCGAAGAUCUUACACCUGACGGAUUCCGACGGCCUAGCCAAGCAUCAAGCACAUUACUUAGCGUUGGGCCCUCCCCUGUUCCGAACGGCGCGGAUCGGAAGAGCUCUGUCGUUUCGGUCUACGGAAAGGGCGGGCGAAAAACAUCGGUUGUCUCACGAAGCACUACAGCUAGUAGUGUCAAUGGAUCUACGCCCGGAAUUAUGACCCCUUCUGCAUCAUCGAGGAAAGAUUCCGGACUUUCCAAUCGGUUGACUAACACGUUUGCCGGCUCGCUGAGAUACCUAUAUCUUGCUGACAAUCAGCUUGACGACGACGUGUUUGAUCAAAUCACACUUCUAGCUGAAUUACGUGUCCUAAAUUUAUCCUACAAUGAUCUCAGCGAUAUGCCACAGCGCUGCAUUAAGAAUUGGCCUCAGCUUGUGGAACUCUACCUAUCGGGCAAUGACCUUACUAGUCUGCCGGUUGACGACCUGGAGGAGUAUAGUUUAAUCCAGGUGCUUCAUAUCAACAACAACAAAUUCACAAAUCUCCCAGCAGAUAUCUCUCGUGCCAAGAAAUUGGCUAUACUGGAUUGUGGAAACAAUUCCCUCAAAUAUAAUAUUUCAAACGUACCUUACGAUUGGAAUUGGAAUCUAAAUCCAAAUUUGCGAUUCCUUAAUUUGUCAGGAAACAAACGUUUGGAAAUCAAACAUACCAAUCUUGGGCUUGGGUCCCAGAGUCGCGAGCAGUACACUGAUUUCAGUCGAUUGCUAAAUCUCCGUGUUCUUGGGUUGAUGGAUGUAACUCUUACUCAGCCUAGUAUACCGGACCAAAGCGAGGAUCGCCGUGUCAGAACUUCCGGUUCAUUAGCUGGCCAACUCCCGUAUGGCAUGGCUGAUACCCUAGGCAGGAAUGAGCAUUUGUCAACAAUUGAUCUGGUCGUUCCAAGAUUCAACUCUUCAGAUACAGAAACGCUUUUAGGUUUGUUUGACGGCCAAGCGCUAUCUAGCGGUGGCUCUAAGAUCGCCAAGUAUUUACACGAGAACUUCGGUCACAUCUUUACGAUGGAGUUGAAGGCUUUGAAGCCUCACCUACAAGAGACCCCUAAUGAUGCACUAAGACGCGCGUUUCUGGCUCUCAAUAAGGACCUUGUCACUGUAGCUAUCGAACAUACCGAAAAGAGGCCAUUGAUGUCGCAUCGUGGCUCAUCAGCGCCCGUCGUUCUUAGCAAGGAAGAUCUCAAUUCCGGCGGUGUUGCAACGGUCGCGUACCUUCAGGGCCAAGAGUUAUAUAUUGCCAAUGUUGGUGACGCACAAGCUAUGCUUAUCCAAUCAGACGGCACACAUAAGAUCCUGACUCGGAAACAUGACCCUGCUGAGCCAAGUGAGCGACAGCGAAUACGCGAUGCCGGAGGUUGGGUGUCACGGCAAGGAAAACUAAACGACUUGCUUGAAGUUUCUCGUGCCUUCGGCUACGUUGACUUGAUGCCAGCCGUACAAGCAGCUCCCCAUAUUACCCAAAUGUCUAUCACACCGCAGGACGAGACAAUACUGAUAGCAACGAAAGAGUUAUGGCAAUAUCUCACGCCGGGUUUAAUAGUGGAUGUCACUCGAUCGGAGCGAGGCGAUCUCAUGCGCGCUUCGCACAAGUUACGAGAUCUUGCCAUCGCCUAUGGAUCAACAGGGAAAAUCAUGAUCAUGAUGAUCAGUGUUGCUGAUCUGAAACGGCGCCAGGAACGGUCCGCUCGGUUACACAGAGGACAGAGCAUGUCGUUGUAUCCCUCUGGUGUCCCAGACGAAUUCCAGUACCAACCGAAGCGAGGCAGGAAAGCCAAAGGCGAGGUCCAAGAUUCCACAUUACACCGACUUGAAGCUGAAGUUCCCGCUCCUAUUGACAAGCCUUCCAUCGUUUUCACAGAUAUCAAGAACUCGACUAACCUGUGGGAAAUGUACCCCUCGGCUAUGAGAUCCGCGAUCAAACUCCACAAUGAAGUUAUGCGCCGGCAGCUUCGCAGGAUCGGUGGAUACGAAGUCAAGACUGAAGGAGAUGCUUUCAUGGUCUCUUUCCCUACUGCCACCUCGGCGUUGCUGUGGUGCUUCGCCGUCCAGACAUCAUUACUUGGUGUGGACUGGCCUGCCGAAAUUCUUAACUCGGUUUCGUGUCAGGAAACAUAUGACAAGGACGGCCAACUCAUUUUUAGGGGCUUGUCAGUCAGAAUGGGUAUUCAUUACGGUGAGCCAGUGGCCGAGAUUGAUCCCGUCACGCGCCGUAUGGAUUAUUUUGGCCCUAUGGUAAAUAAGGCAUCUCGUAUAUCCUCUGUAGCAGACGGGGGUCAGAUCACCGUGUCGGCGGAUUUCAUUUCGGAGAUUCGCCGCUGCCUAGAGACAUAUUCAGAAAACGAUCGAAACGGGUCUACUGGUUCCGCGGAUACCUUCGAUGAUGAUAUGGUAACGGCAAUCAUACGAGAGAUGAAGUCGCUGAGUUCGCAAGGAUUCGAGGUCAAGGAGAUGGGUGAGCGGAAAUUGAAAGGUCUUGAAAACCCGGAGUAUAUUUACUCCCUCUACCCACACUCUCUCGCAGGUCGCAUAGACCACCAUAGCAGCGCUACGGUGGCCGAGGUUGCCGAGAAGCCCGCUACACUCCAAGCAGGAAGUGACAUCGGAUUUGAUCCGGAGCAUAUCUGGUCUCUAUGGAAAGUCAGUCUUCGCCUUGAGAUGCUUUGCAGCUCUUUGGAAGAGCUUUCCGGUAGGGGUCUGCAACCGCCUGAGACCGAGCUAUUGGAGCGUAUGAAGCAACGAGGUGGCGAGGUUACGGAGCGGUUCCUAUUUAACUUCAUGGAACACCAAGUGAGCCGUAUAGAGACAUGCGUAUCGACCCUCACUAUGCGGCAUAUUGCGAUGGGCAGCGGCCCAAUCACCACUCUAGAUGAUCUCCGAACUCCAAUGGCCGUCGUCCUCGAUAACCUAGCCGUGCAGUUAGCCGAACUCGAGAGGUAUAAAGCGAAAUACGGAGAACUUGUUACCGACAGUGAAGACAACGAUUUGUCUGAUGACGACUUCUAAUUGGUCACGUCUUUUGCCUCCCAUAUAGUAUACGAAUUCGGUUCGGCAUUCCACACAUCUCGGCGUAUCAUCUUGCAUUCUUCACGCAUCCAAAUUGGGACAUAGUAUCCCUCCUAUAUACAAUAUACGUCUCUUGUAAUGUGCUACGACGAAAAUAACACGACUGCUGGCGAGGGCAAGGUGAUUUGGUUCUGCUUUUUAAAGUCAUAGGCGGGGGUGGUGCAACUGAAAUAUGAGCAACGGCGUCAUGCGAACAGCCGAGGGCUCAAACGGGGUCAAGUAUG
Molecule: messenger RNA, 7022 nt
Organism: Hypoxylon trugodes
Lineage: Eukaryota; Fungi; Ascomycota; Sordariomycetes; Xylariales; Hypoxylaceae
Product: PP2C-domain-containing protein
Exons: 3
Coding region: 319-6738 (2139 amino acids)
Biological process (GO): intracellular signal transduction; cAMP biosynthetic process
Molecular function (GO): magnesium ion binding; adenylate cyclase activity; protein binding
Source: RefSeq, a predicted model, not a curated record